AUUUGCAAUUCUAAUAAUGACACACGAAUUUGAUGCCACAUAAAAUGAUGUGGUGGGCCGUAUCUGGCCCCCCGGGCCUUGAGUUUGACACCUGUGCCCUAAGGAAAUAACUAGUACAGGAAUGAUUCAAUGCAAAAGAGAUUUUUUUUUUUUUUAAACACGGGAUACAAAGAACUUGCAGUCUCGCAAGAGUGUUUGCCCACAUAAGCUCAGCGGGAUUACGUUUUGUUCACAGCAACACUGCACCAAUGUAAAGUAGGUCCAAAACCUUGGCCGAAGGCCACUUUGAAUUUCAAGUGAGCGCUUUCUGCACUUGACUUGUCCCUUCCCGUCUCCCUUCUUUUUCGCACUAGGGGAUGUCGACACAUAUCCCAGGCCUUCUUUUUGGGUACCCAAGAGGGGAGGGGGGGGGCUAUAUUUCUUAUUUCUCAUGUAGCGGGUCCGGCCCCACCCCCUGUCACCUAACAGCUCUAUAUAAGACAGCCAGAGGACCCGAUGAUAAGAAGCCGUUCUCAAGACAAGCCUGGCCAUGCAGUUUAAAGUCCUCGUCUAUGUGGUCUUGUUGCACCUCAUAAACAACGUGUCCUCUGCUGACAUCCAAGCCGAAGCGAAUACAAAUGCCAGCCUCCCUUGCAACGUGGCCCUGAAGUUGGACAAAGUGGAUGAAGCGUCGAUAGAAGUCAACUGGGUCCGUAACGGCUCAGUCGUGGCCUCUUUCAAGAACGCCACGGCGUGGAUUGAUGACAACUUCUUUUGGACCCCGGGCCGUUUCCUCAGCGGAGAUUUUUCAGUGAGCGUCCUGCGUGUCGGCCUGAGCCUGCAGGGCGUGUAUGAAUGCACGGUCCGCUAUAACUCCACCAUACUGGACUCAAGCACGGUUACACUCAGCGUCUUUGCUCCCCCAUCUGUGUCAGUGCCUCCUCACCAGUGGCUGGCGUUGGGGGCAGAGGGCCAACUGGAAUGCCGCGCAGAUGGCUUCUACCCUCCACCUGUAACGUUCACCUGGACCAGAGACGGCCAAGUCAUUCAGCCCGCCGAGCAGCUCGACGGUGAGAAGACCCCCGAUGGCUUCUACAGAGCAGUUGCCAACCUCACCUACUACCCAACUCGAUGGGACCAGAACACGACUUUCGGCUGUAAAGUGAGCCACAAUGGCGUCGACCAAGAGCUCCAUUUUCUUCUCAACAUCACUUACUCCCCCACCAUCAGACUCUCAGCAGUCCCCUCGCCUUCCUCCAACAGUCCUCUAACCCUCUCCUGCAACAUGGAGAGCUACUACCCGGAGGAGAUGUCCGUCUCCUGGCUACAAAACGGCACAGUCCUCCCCGAUCCGCCUGACACCGAGCAGAAUCCGGAUGGGACCUUCAGAACCACCCGCUACUUCACGCUGAGCCAAGAGCAGCGGUGGAGGGGGGGGGAAGUGGAAUGCGCCGUCAAUCAGCCCGGAGUGAUGAAUUCGGCCCGGGCUGCAGCAUACCUGGAAGAACUGGAUCCUCAAGAUAAGGAACCAGUGCUCACUAAAUCUGCGAAGGCAUCCGUGGCACUGAUGUGUAUCUCCCUGGUGCUUGUCUUCCUCUUGUGCUUUGGCUUUUCUUGGAGGCGAAGAGAUGAGAAGCAAAAGUCGCUUGCCGUGUCGGGCAUCAUCCUCCCCCCUCGCAUCAUCGUGGGUCAAAAGGGCAGGGUGAGCGUGAGCAUCGAAGGCAGGAGGGUGGAGCGGGUCCAGACCACCUGGUUCCUCAACGACACCCCGAUCUCCGACACCUCCCUCACAGUCGGGAGCUCCAGAGCAAACUUUAACUGCCUCUAUAACCCCCUAACGACCAUCCAUCUGCCCUACGGCCUAACUCUCACUUCCCCAGCGCCGGAGAAAGGUCCUCUGCUGCCCUCUAGAGGAGAGACGGGUUACUACAAGUUGCAUUCCCAAGGCCCGCUGUACUCAACAGCGAGUGGAGUCCAGCAGCUCGUCUCGUCGCUGACCUUCAUCCCGCAGAUCUCCAUCCACAAGGGAGCCGUGUUUAAGUGUCAGGUGGCCUACGCGGGCAAAGACAAAAUUGUGAUGGAGAGAGUCUCCGAGAGGUUCACCGUUCUAUCUGCACCAGAGGUUUCCGAAAUCCAGCUGGCAGAAACGCGAAACAACCCGGGGGUCGUCAGCAUGACCGUGCGAGCGUCCCACUUUCACCCGGACGUCAUCACCUUUCGCUGGUUCUGCCAGGGGGGAGAGCUGAGCCCGGUGGCUUCAAAGGCCUCAACCUCCCCUCGACCCAAUUCCGAGGGCUUCUUUACGGCCUCCAGUCAGUGCAAACUGCCGCGAGCUGAGAUGGAGCAGGGAGGAACUAGAGUGUGGGUCAGCGUCCAUCACAUCGCCCUCAAGCAGCCGGUCACUCGGGAGACCAGAGGCUUCAUCAAGCAGCCACGCGUGUCCGACAUCUCGUCCGCCUCCUCGGCACCGGACCAGAUGCUGACCCUGGGGUGCGAGAUCACCGAUUUCUACCCGCCCGACGUUACGGUCACGUGGUUGAAGGUGAGAGGGGGCGAGCAAGACGACAGCGAGGACGAAGUGCUGGAGGGCUCGGAGAUGUGGGGCCCCGUGGAGAUUCAGCCCAGACUCUACAGGACCACGGCUACUUUGAGGACAGCCAACAACCGUGAGAAACGACAGCGAGGGGGAGGGAUUAAAUGCCGAGUCGAGCAUAUUUCCCUACAAGAACCCAUUGAGAGGCUUUGGAGAAAUGUUGACAUUGUUGCUCCCAGCAUCCCUUCAUCCAUUUCGGUAUGUUGGAGCAGCGAGGGAGUGGGCGUAUUCUCUCUCCUGUUGAAAGGGGGUCACCCCAAGGUCAAGUUACUGUGGACAGCCGGCGGGACCACCCUCUCACCCCUCGAUUCUAAUGAGACGGAGGAGAUAGGUGAUGACGGGCAGAGGGAGCUGAAAAGUGUGUGCGCCCUCGAGAGGUCCACACAAGUCCCCGGUCAAAGUGACAAAUGGAGGAAAAUAAAAACCAAAGCAGCUGUCACAUACCCGGACACCGACGGGAUAGCGUACAUCGACGAGAAAGCGGACGGGGAGAACAAUAACGACGAGGAAAAAUACGAAGAAACCAAGUCGUCAGAUGGAGAGGAGGCCAGCGAUGACGACGUUGAUGAUGAUGAAAGAGAGGAAGACUCGGCAGCGUUACACAUCAAUAGAGUUAAUUUGACGGACGGGAGCAAGGGAGGCGAGAGAGCUCGGUUGAGAGUUAUUGUGGAGCUCACACACCCCGCACUCAAAAUGCCCGUUUACAGAAGCUGGACAGAGCCCAAUGAGGAAAUAUCUUCCAUGUGAACAUCCUCACAGUUACAAAAAACAUUUUCCUGUGCCACUUUUUACUAGGUAAUAGUUUGUGUCCAGUUUUUGUAUUUGUCAUUGAGACAAAUUUUACUUCCAGUAGUUUAGGUAUUUUAUUUAUUAUGAUGUUUCUUCCAGCUGCUUGAUUAUUUGUAAAUGUUCUUAUUUUUGUACAAAUAUAUUUUACCAAAUCCCACGAUAUGAAUUACUAUCAAAUUCAGCAAAUAAAAUCUGACCUCAGUUUGGGGUGGAAAUAAGUAUGAUUGUUUUUGUUGUGUUUGACAAGAAAUGGAAAUGAGUCACCAUGCAGAACUGAUGCGGCCAAUGAGCUACUUCCCGUAUCAAAUGAAACUUUAUCUUACCACAUUACCGCCGCAUACAGGAAGUUGUUUUAGUUCCUCUUGCCCAAAGGAUGGCUGUGCAAUGGAGAUAGUUACACACAAGGUUUGCUCAAAAUAAUCUCACUGGCCACUA
Molecule: messenger RNA, 3796 nt
Organism: Syngnathus acus (greater pipefish)
Lineage: Eukaryota; Metazoa; Chordata; Actinopteri; Syngnathiformes; Syngnathidae
Exons: 13
Coding region: 530-3319 (929 amino acids)
Source: RefSeq, a predicted model, not a curated record